This is a messenger RNA of Centropristis striata (black sea bass), 4167 nucleotides long. It is a transcript of the gene csdc2a, whose product is annotated as cold shock domain containing C2, RNA binding a. The coding region runs from base 307 to 780 and encodes 157 amino acids. Gene Ontology annotation, molecular function: mRNA 3'-UTR binding. The transcript is spliced from 4 exons. Gene Ontology annotation, cellular component: cytoplasm. Gene Ontology annotation, biological process: regulation of mRNA stability. The record is from RefSeq and is a predicted model, not a curated record. Lineage: Eukaryota; Metazoa; Chordata; Actinopteri; Perciformes; Serranidae.
GCCGCAUCCAUACCAACAUCCUCUCACUUAUUCUCCACAUGUCCCCGCAGCUUCCACCGGAUUUCAUUACAUAAUUUAAACACACGCGCACAUACAUACACACACACGGGACCAUACCGCGUCUGACCGACUGCUAAUCGGCGCUUUUUACGGGUAUUGCUGCUUCACUGCUCCUCCCUGAGCACCUCCUCACACACACUGUUGCCAUGCAGGAGGUGUAACCCUCCUUCCUCCUCUUCUUCCUUGUGCACUAUCCGAGGAGCUUCCUAAACAGAAACAAACAACAACAACCUGUAACCAGCCAAGAUGUCAGACCCCGACGCCUCCUCGCCUGCAGAGCACCCACUGCCCCUCACCUCCCCCCGAACCCCCCAGCAGCUCUCCUUCCCCUUCUUCAGGGAGGGCAGUCGGGUCUGGGAGAGGGAGAGGAAACCGCCACAGCCUGGCGAGCUGCCCAGCCCACUGCCCACCAAACGCACCCGCACAUACUCAGCGACAGUGCGAGCCAAAUCAGGUCCAGUAUUUAAAGGGGUGUGUAAAAACUUCUCCAGGUCUCAGGGUCAUGGAUUCAUACGCCCCUCCCACGGAGGAGAGGACAUCUUUGUCCACAUCUCUGACAUUGAUGGAGAGUACGUGCCUAUGGAAGGGGACGAGGUCACGUACAAGGUGUGCGCCAUCCCUCCCAAGAACCAGAAGCUCCAGGCUGUGGAGGUGGUGCUCACCCACCUGUAUCCAGGAACUAAGCACGAGACCUGGUCAGGUCAGAUCAUCAGCUCCUAGACCAGAAGCUCCAGGCUGCAACGCUGCAACGCUGCAAAGGCAAAAGGAGAUUUGGAUUUACUUUUAGGUUUUAUGUUUUUCUGGGCAUGAAUUGUGGGAUCAGGUCUGGGGAAGAGGGAUCGUCAGUUGGCGUGCCGAGAAGUUCCCUGGUUACAGAAAAGGUGUUGACGAAAGUUUGAGUUUGAGGUUUGAGGGCUGGAAAGCUUUGAAUGUAUAAGUUUGAAUGUUUUCCUUUGACGUUCACCAUUUGGGUUUGAAUGUUUUAAUAAUUUAGGGUUUGGAAGUUCGGCUUCAGGGCUUGGCGAUAGAAUUUUACUUUGAUUUAAGGAGUAUAUUUUUGUUGGGAAAUCAGUGGCUGUUAAGGAAAUGAUGUCUUUCAUGCAUUUUGAUGCUAAAGAGGCCGAAUCACAUUUUGAGCAAAUUUGACCCAGUUUAGUUACAUUGACGCUCGAUUUGCACGUUACAGACAGAAGAGUUUAAGUUAAGUGACGAGCACAAUGCAGUUCUGAAUUUUAAUCACACUUUUAUUUCCCUUUUUUUUACAACUUAGCUACCAAAUGAUGUAAAUGACAUGCCAUCACUGCCAAAAGUCAUGUGUACGGAAGCCCUGAAAUCCAACUGAGAAGAAAAAGUCUGAACUUAAUCGUUUCCUCUUGUGUUUUUAUGAACAAAGAUCCAGGAUAAUCCCUCUAAGUUCCUCAAUGUAUUUAUUUUUUCACAUAUCAAACAGAAAAAGGAACAGUUUUCCCUACUUUUUGUCCUAUUUCAAACAUGUGGUAGGGGAGCACUUACCUCUUGUGGCCUAAAUGAGUAUUAAAUAAGAUUAAUUAAAGCUAAAACUAAUGAAAAAUCCAAAACUAUUAUAACCUUGGUAAGAAGUAGGGUAAUUUUCUUUUUCCACCAGUGGAGUCGCCCCCUGCUGGUCAUUAGAAAGAAUGCUGGUACAAGGCACUUGGGUAUCAGCUUCACUUUUCAAACUUGGAAGCUAUGUCCAUUUCUUUUCUACAGUUUAAAAUAUAAUUCAGUAAAUGUACGUUGCACUCAGGCGGCAACCUCCGCGUCUGAGCAGGGAGGCAAACCAGGAAGUGCCUUAAGCUGCAUUCUACAGAAAAUUCCAGCAGGGGGCGCUAAGUUUGGCUGCAGAAAGAUUUCUGUCCAUUAAUUUCAAUGCAAAAUGAGAAAACUUCUCACUUGAUUCAUUACCUCAGAAAUCUUUUUUAGGACAACACUAUGGUCUCAAUCACUAGUAAAAAAUCUUCAAGACAAUUUGAUGUUAAUAGUUCAUGUGUUAAACAGAAAAAGGAACCUUUUUCCUUACUUUUUCUCCUAUUUCAAACAUGUGGUAGUGGAGCAGUUUGACCUCUUGUGGCCUAAAUGAGUAUUACAACAACAAACACUUUACUAUCCAAAUUAUCCUGGAAAAAACAUUUUUGUCCACUUGUGUAACAAUUUAAAUCAGACUGGAAAAUGGAUCACCAGUUUUUCUUCUUGGGGCUUCCGUACAUGUGACAAACAUCAAAUUGAUAAAGGUCCAGUUUAGCCAUAUUGUGUAAGUGUUUACAAGGACAGCUGGAGAUGAAAUAAAAAGGAAAUAUAAUAAAUUUAACAGCCCUCUCUGUUGUUUACGACCUGAAUCGUGAAAGAAACAGCUUCUCAGAUCUGCCUUCAUCUUACUGCCAUCAUAAAUCAUUUUAAGGUGGUUUGAUGUACAAAUCCGCUAUUGCACUGCUGCUGAAUAGAAACAAACAUUCACUGCAAAAAAGCCAACUUGUGUUUUUUGGCCUAAAACAGUGAUUUAAGUUGGUAAAACUUGGAAAUAUAAAUUAUUGACAUUUAGGGCAAUAGUGUAAGUUAGCACAACAAAGGAAGCCAGUUGUCUGCUCAAAAACAAGUUGGUGAGUUGUUGUUACUUAUAUCUUUAAGUUGGGGUUCACAACAAGGGACAAUAGUUCUGAUAACUCUUAUUUCUUUGUUGUGAAAUGCGGGAAAGCGGUGAAAUUCGGUCAUUAGCGAAAGCUAGCGGCUAACUGAUGCUAGCAGCUAACUAUUGCUAGCGGCUAACUGAUGCUAGUGGCUAACAGAUGCUAGUGGUGCUGCUUGUUACAGCUACAAGAGUAGCCAUUAGCGUACCAAUGCUAACUCAAAAUUGUGGUCGCAACAUUAGCUGACAUUUCAUAGCGCCGUUACAAUCGUGCCAAUUCAGCACAUUGCAGAAGUUAGCAGAAGUAAGGAUUAAAAGUUAUUUCAAUGUAAAAUUAUAAGUUAGUACAACUUACAGUUGAGUUGAAAUCAUAAUUCAGAGUUGAGCAAACUCAAAAACAAAACUUAAAAUAUUUAGUUUAAUUGUCCGACUUAAAAUUUUAUCGAAGUUUGUUGCCUUGAAAUUUUGAGUUCACCCAACUUUUCUUUUUUUGCAGUGUAGCACUUACAGUCAAAAGUUUCUCAACAAUGAUCUAAAUAGCUCUUAAUGUGUUUCGGCCUCAGGAGCUGUGUUCAGCUCUCUAAAUAAGGAAUUAUUUUCCUUGUUAAUAUUUGUAGCACUACUGUAUUUUGUCUACUUGGCAAAUGUAGAAAUCCAGUAUUAUUGUAGCCAGCUCCUAUGACGGUCUAAAGUUUUGGUGGUAGAGUUGGUAGCUGGAUGUAAUGUGGGCCUGCCACGGGUAAAAACAGGCCAGAGGGUUUUUGGUUUGGGGAAGGAAAGCGGAGAGGGAACGGGCAGAGGAGGGAGUGAUUAUCUGUAGAUGUACUUGAACUCUGAUUUGAAAAGUUGCAAAGCAAGUGGAAUCAGGAAGUCAGCAGUCAAAAUGAAGGAAAAUAAGGAUAACUACAUUAGAUUUUAAAGAGGAGGAACAAGCUGAACUGCGGAUUUUAGGUGGAAAAGAGUACAAUAAAAAAAAACAGAGCUGCAAAAGCUUCCUGGCGUAAGUUUAAAAAGAUUAUUUAUUUAUUGACUUAUUUAUUUUCAUUUGUAACUAUGAGACCAUCAGGUGUUUGGUAAUUAAAAGCUGCAUUUCUAAGUAUUUGUGUGCAAAUUUAAGCCUGUUUGAAUACACUGCACACCUCACUCUAAUGAUGCUACCCUGUUAAUAUCCCUUUGCUACUGUCGUGUCGUUACUGGCAGGCAACAAAAAAUAAAAACACUUUCCCAACACAAGUUUCUAAUUUCUACAUUAUCCUUCGUCUAAUUUUUAAUAAUGUGUGAUGUUCAAAAUAACAAGCUGUUGUUUUGGAAAUGGGCAUGUUCUGUACUGUUUGUUUGUCGUAAUUUUUAUGUGUUGAUUCUGUUCCAUCAUGCGGUAACACAGCUGGAGCCUCCAGAGAGGCGUCGUCAGGUCAAGUCUAACUCCAUAGUAACACGCUGCAUCCGUUUGGUUUCUCUACAUGUUC